This is a messenger RNA of Pecten maximus, 3347 nucleotides long. RefSeq lists its product as uncharacterized. Gene Ontology annotation, molecular function: zinc ion binding. The transcript has a single exon. The coding region runs from base 7 to 1509 and encodes 500 amino acids. The record is from RefSeq and is a predicted model, not a curated record. NCBI's taxonomy places the organism in Eukaryota, Metazoa, Mollusca, Bivalvia, Pectinida, Pectinidae.
UGUACCAUGGCAAACAUGGCACAGUUACCUAUCAGACGUAAAGGUCAUUCUAAAUGUAUUGUUCACAGAGACAACGAUGUUGUCUUUGUUUGUCAAAAAUGUAACUUAUUAAUAUGCACAACAUGUUGUUUAUCAGAAAACCAUAAAGAUCAUAUCGACAGCUUACGUGAACUGUCUGAAACUAGAACGGAAAAUACAAAUAGGAUUGUGGAUUUUGUGAAUGACGCAGAAAAUAUAAAUAUUCCCAAACUGAACCAGGAAAUUAUUUCAUCUCGAACAAAAAUGUCUGGUUAUAAAACGCAUUACGAGAAUCUUCGUAAAAGUAUCAUAGACAAUAAUAACCAAUGUAAAUCACAUUUAGAUCAAUUAACUGCGGAAUAUAUAUCGACGUGUGACCAAAUGGAGGCGGCAGAGACAGACAUCAUUCAGACCCACAUCCCAGACCUGGAGAGGAGGUUGGAUACGUUGAGGAAUCUCUUACCAGAAUAUAAACAGACUCUCCAGACAGGAACUGAUGUACUCAUGUACGACUCGGUAUCGGAAAUCCGGGAAAUGGAUCCAGACAGUCCACCGACACCUAGCAUUGAGAUGGUAGAGUUUACUCCGAGUAAGGACAGACAAAGUCUCCUGAAGCAGGCCGUCGGGAACAUAAACAUUCCUGAUAACCUUCUCCAGUACUCUCUUCCUGACCAUCCAACAGUCAUGUCAGAGUUCACAUACCCGGAAAUCAUCACAUCGAUCUGCCCCACAUCUGAUGGACGUGCAUGGCUGUGUGACUGUACCAACGACACAGUAAAGCUCAUCAGCAACAAUGGUCUGGUCAUACAGAAGAUACAAUACAACAGUAAGAUCUUUGACAUCAGUCUGGACCCCACCUCAGGUCGUCUGUGGUUCUGUAGUUAUUGGGAGAGAACUAUAUGUGAAGCCUCUACAUCAUCUACACCAGUCUGUAUGUUUACUACAGAGGAUCGCCCAGCUAAUCUGUGUGUGACCAGGGAGGGUCGGGUAGUGGUGGGUACACGGGGUAUACAUGACAAAGUGGUGAUGUACACAGCAGACGGUCAAAUGUUACAUACAGCCAUUGUGGAGGGGUCAUGGACGGGGGCAGUAGAGUCCAUCACACAGUGUGGUGUUACAGGUAACAUAGCUGUAGUAGUGGAUUAUAAACGGAUCAUUGUGUACAACCCAACACUCCAGCCCCUGGUCCAUUACCGGGGGGAGGGGAUUCAGGCCCAGGGGGAGGGGAUACAGUCAGGGGAGCCGGUCACACCAGACAAGUUUGGUCCUCGUACAGUUGUAUAUGACAGUAAGGGUAAUAUUAUUAUUGCUGACGGGACAAGGAACACAAUAGAACUGAUAAGUGGAGCAGGGAAGUACAUAAAAACACUUCACACAAACACAGGAUACCAGGGACCAGUAGGUAUACAGAAGGGUGAUAAGCUGUGGUCACGCUUAAGAUUAGAUACGGGAGAGUGGGGACUCAAACUCCUAAAACAUUAUAGUGACUGAGUGUCUGAACAUUGAAUGACGUAAAAAACAUUAAUUUCAUACUUUGAUAUCGUACAUUUAUCCAUAUGUUCGUAUAACGUAAGGCAAGUAACCAAUAAUUGAACGUGUUGCCGUUAUUUUUUCACAUCAAACUGAUUUGAGAAUUUUCUUCUAUUUUAAACAAAGAAUGCAUUUGCUUUGGAAUUCGUAUAUCAUAUACCGUGGCUUUAGAAUUUUUAAACACGCCCCUGUGGUGCAUUUCAAACACUGACUUCCCCUUCUCCCUUCAGUGGGUCGUUCCAAACCUGUUUUACCCAUAAAUAUUUGGUAUGGUCCCGAAAGAGAAAAAAAAAAGAAAAAAAAAGUUCUGCUUCUGGCUGGUGUUUAAAAAUAGCAUCUACUCUUACUAUAUCAACAAAGUGUAACACUCGCAAAGUCAGAAGUAGGGGGUGAGCUACGAUUCACUUUGAAUUUAAGGUCAAUCAACCUAAAAUAUCAAAUGCACACAAACUUCAGUAACGUACCUUAGAUUCGAAUCCUUAAAUAUCAAUGUAUGCUAUUUUUGUGUCUUGUAGCAAUGAUCUAAAAAUGAGAAAAUGGAUCAAAUGCAGUCCUGAUAGCAGACGAUGUGUCGACCAUGGAACGGAAGUAGUCUGUAUAUUUUAGAGCGGUAUGAAAGGGACAAUAUGAUUGGUCGACAGCUCUGUAAACAAUAUAACUAUAAUUAUCGACCAAUCAAUAGCCUACUUCCGUUCCACAGUCGGUGCAUCGUCCGAUGUUCAAGUGUUACACCGUGUUUACUGUAUACCUGGUAUUUUUCGCCCCAUGUUAUUUUCGCCCUUGAGCAACACAAAAGAUAUUCGCCCCGUUUUAAUUUCGCCCUAAACUCCUUUUAAGAAAUGUCUUUUCCUCGUUUACAAUCGGAAAAUUCUGUUCGGAAUUCUCGAUAUAAUUGCUCUCGGAACACUGGAUUUAUCGAGUUCCCCCAUUUUCUUUCCUUUUUUUCAUAUCCCGCUGAGGUGUGAAAUGUAAUCGGUGUGAAAUAUUCAGUGAAAUAUUCAACGUUUACCUGUGUUCAGAUUUACUUUUAGCCUAUAUUUAUUCAAAUAGUAUCAGGUAUGCAUGGUCGAUUUUAAGCAAACACGAUGAGUGGUAAGUUCACCGUGCCGUGACUAAUUACUGACCAGUGUUUUCUCUUGUUCAUUUAUCAUUGAUGGAAGCUACAAGCGACGGUGAACUCAUAAAAUCAGUCUUCACAAUGGUAAGAAUUUGAUGCUAUUUUGUGUGCAUCAUUUUAAAAAAAAUGGCUGGAUUUUAAAAGUUACUUAGUAUUUAUAGCCUUUUUUAAUAUCAAAUAUACUAGACCUAGUACGCUGUUUUAGCCCAUAUUCUCGAUUCAACUCAACGUGAUAUUGCAAAUUUACUAGGCCUAGAUUUCUAUCUAUAUUUUAUUUUAGAUGCAUAGAUUGGAAUAAAACAAUAAAUUCUUUUGUGAAUUUAGUGUAAACAUGUCCUGCUUGUAAUUGUAUGGAAUAAAGCACACUUGAAAAGUACGAGGGUAUGUUUUGUAGCCUAUGUAUGAUAACUUGUAAAUCCUGCAAUUGAGCUUGAAAUUUUCGCCGACAUCUUAAAUUCGCCCUAUCUUCAAAGGGCGAAAUUGGCGAAAAUUAAACGGGGGCGAAAAUUAACAAGUAUACAGCAUAACGUAGGGGUUAAUAUUUUUUUGCCUUUGAAUACUCAUGUACAACAUGUAAGUUAAUUGCUUCCUGUGUAGUUUGAGUAGAUCAGGACUCUGUCUAGUCUUGUACUGUACUUAUGAAUAUGGUAAUUCGUCGUUUCAUGUAAUAAAAGUAUCUAAU